Molecule: messenger RNA, 1685 nt
Organism: Daktulosphaira vitifoliae (grape phylloxera)
Lineage: Eukaryota; Metazoa; Arthropoda; Insecta; Hemiptera; Phylloxeridae
Exons: 5
Coding region: 156-1685 (509 amino acids)
Source: RefSeq, a predicted model, not a curated record
UCAACAACAAAUUAUAUAAAAUAACACUGUUACAAAAAAAGUAAAUCAUAUGCAAUUUACAAUUCUUAAUUAUUUAUAAUACGACUCAAGUAAUUUAAAAUUAAAAAAAAAUUAAAUUCAAUAAUUGUAACUUGAAAAUAUCAUAAACAGAAACAAUGAAGUGCAACAUUUUUUUCAUUUUUUCAAUCCUUACAUUUGCAAAAAUUGUAUCAACUUUAAAAGCAUUACAAUUGCCACAAAAAAGAGCAGCAAAGUCUAGUUUAAUGGUUUGUUUGAAUGAACACAAAUUAGCAUCUAUAGUUACAGGAGAUACUGGAAAAUUCAAAUAUUCAUUUAAUGAAAUGUUAAACAGUUACAAAGUGCAUAUAUUUACCAAUUCCAUGACUCCGGAUCAAGUCACAAGCAAUAUUGGUGAUUAUAUUUGUAAUAAAUUUAAUAAUAAAAAUCAAUGCAUGAAAAAAGUAAAAAUAUGUUCAAAUAUAUUUUUAUCGCUUUUAUCAGAAGAAAGCCAACCAUCACUUAUUUCAAAACUACAAAAAAAAAUGGACUGGUUUGAAUCAGAAUCUCUACACAAUAAAGAAAAUUAUACCCCUAACAUAAUUUCAACGUCUCAUAAUAAAAAACCGAUAGAAAGUGAACCGAAAUUAGUAAAUUUAUCACAUAACAAAUCCAAUACGCGUACUAGAUCAUUUUCAAUGAACCCAAAACUAUCUGAAAACGUUGAACAACCAAGGAAUUUUAAAGAAAACAAACAAAUUUUAGAUAAUAGAGAUUUAUCACAUAAUAAAGUACCGAAUACUGUUCUCACUGCGCCAACAUCUGGUUUAAAAUUAAGCAAACCUAUUGUAAAUCAAGUAAAACCACAAAACUUUACAGCAAAUAAACCAUAUUUACUAAAUGAAGACUUAUCGCGUAAUAAAGAACAAAGAAAACCAAGUAUAUCGGAAAAAUUUAUUCCCACAAAGGUUAAAAUAUCAGAAAACGUUGAACCAAAAUACAUNUUUAUUCCCACAAACGUUAAACUAUCAGAAAACGUAGAACAACCAAAAUACUUUAAGCCAAAUAAACAAAUUUUAACAAAUAAUGGUCCGGUGAUUUCUGCAUUUGUACCACCAUCUGAUCUAAAAUUUAAAAAACCAGACGUCAAUCAAGAAAAAUCACGGAAUUUUAUACCAAGUAAACCAUUUUUAGAAAACGUAGGUGUAUCACGUGAAAAUUUUCAAUCUAAGCACACUACAUCGGAAAAAUCAGUUGCAACAGAGUUCAGCUUCUCUAACGAUGUGUACCCAUCUCAAUACUUUACACCUAGUAGAUCAUUUUUUCAAGACAUAGAUUUUCCGAGUAAUCAAGUAUCAUAUAAACCUUUAGAAUCAGAUAAGUCAUUUACAACUAACUUUAAGGUAUCUGAUGACAAAAAACCGCUACGAUACUUUUCUACAAACAAAAAGUAUGGAACAAAUGUAAAUUUAGCAACGACUUUAGAUUUAUCAUUUAUUAAUGGACAAUCUGAGCCUAUAACACCAAAUGUUGAUCCAACCGAUAUGUUGUUACCAUCACGAUAUGAAGAACCAAAAAGAUCAUUAUUAGCGGAUAUAGAUUUAUCACAUUUUGAAGCGCCUGUGAUAAAAUCCAACAAACCAACAACAACGAUUGAACGAUCGCCUAUAUUUGAUUACCUUUCUUAA